Candidula unifasciata is the source of this 687-nucleotide messenger RNA. The record is from the annotation of a GenBank genome assembly. Lineage: Eukaryota; Metazoa; Mollusca; Gastropoda; Stylommatophora; Geomitridae.
AUGUCAUCUCCGAAGAAAGUCGAAUGUCCCAGCAACAACAAACUGGGAGCCUGUCCUGCCCUGUUGUUUGGAGAUCCCAAGACAGCAACCAUGGGGAUUAUUGUUCUGCAGGAGUGGUGGGGUGUCAACCAACAGAUACAAGAUUGCAGCAAGGACAUCUGUUCGAAGACCAACAUGGUGACUCUUGUCCCAGAUUUAUACCGGGGUCAAGUGGCCACUGACAAUGAGACGGCUGGACACUACAUGGGCCAGCUGGACUGGCAAGGAGCCAUAGAAGACAUCCGUGCAAGUGCCAAAUAUUUGAAAAGUCAGGGCUGCAAAAAAGUGGGCGUAACAGGAUUCUGUAUGGGCGGAGCUCUGUCAAUGGCUGCUGCAGCUUUGGUGCCCGAGAUCGAUGCUGCUGCUCCCUUCUAUGGUAUACCGUCAGAUCAGCUAUGUGAUGUGUCCACCAUCAAGAUCCCUCUACAGUGUCACUUUGCUGAGAAAGACGAGACAAAAGGAUUUGCUUCCCCUGAUGAAUGGAAGCCGCUGAAGAAAAAGCUGGAAGGUUCCGUCAAACAUCUGGAGUUUUAUGUUUAUGAAGCUGGUCAUGCUUUUACCAACAAGACUGGACCCAACUACAAUGAGAACUGUUGCAAUCUGGCUUUGUCUAGAAUGUUGCAGUUUUUUCAGAAGACACUCUCUUAG